Messenger RNA from Chlorella variabilis, 1635 nucleotides. RefSeq lists its product as hypothetical. The transcript is spliced from 11 exons. Gene Ontology annotation, molecular function: transmembrane transporter activity. Gene Ontology annotation, biological process: transmembrane transport. Bases 1 to 1635 code for a protein of 544 amino acids. NCBI's taxonomy places the organism in Eukaryota, Viridiplantae, Chlorophyta, Trebouxiophyceae, Chlorellales, Chlorellaceae. The record is from RefSeq and is a predicted model, not a curated record. Gene Ontology annotation, cellular component: membrane.
AUGCCUCUGAAGCAGCAGCGUUGGCUGGAUGAGCAGGAGCGCAGGGGGGAGGAGGGCCUGGCACAGCCCCUGAUCCCUGUGCCUGCCGCCGGCACCACCACCACGGCGAGCACCGCCGCCGCCAGAUCUGCGUCCUUCGUCCUCCCCACCCCCUUCCGCAACGCGGCGCCGGCGUCUGGCGGCGGCGAGGGCGGCGGCGGGCUGCCUCCGGCCAAGAAGGCGGGGGGCGUGCUGCGUGACAAGCACGGCAAGUACCGCACCCUGUACGACCAGCGCGCCCGCACCACGGUGCUGGUCAACCCGCAGUAUGUGGGGCGCAGCUUCCGCGCCUCCCCCCGCCAGCUGGGCUUCAUCACGCUGGCCUGCGCGCUCGUGCAAGCGGUAUGCGCCCCCAUCGGCGGCCUGUUGGGCCACUACCUCAACAGGGCGCACGUGAUGGCUGCCGGCUGCUUUGUGUGGGGGGUCAUGGCCAUCGGCUUUGCCUUCACAAACACCGUGGCGACAGGCAUGUCCUUCUGGGCCUUCAACGGCGUGGGCCUGGGCCUGCUGCUCCCCAACGCCCAGUCCCUCAUAGCAGACUACUUCUCAGCGCUCAGCCGCGGCAAGGCCUUUGGCGCGCUGUACCUGACGAGCGCGCUGGGCGGCAUGCUGGGCGCGCUGUUUGCCACCAACAUGGGCCACACGCACCCCUUUGGCAUGCAAGGCUGGCGGGUGGCCUUCAUCACAGGCAAGCGCGGGGUCCGCAGUGGCGGGCAGGACCCUGACCUGAUGGCCGUGGCCACCCCCCGCGCCAUGCUGGCCGACAUCUCCUCCGUACUGGCGGUGCCCUCCUUUGUCAUCGUGGUCACCCAGGGCAUCGUGGGCAGCACCCCCUGGAACGCCCUCGUCUUCAACACCCUCUACCUCCAGCUCCUCGGCUUCUCAGACUUCCAGUCCUCGCUGCUGGGCGGCUUCAUCGGCGACUGGGCCGCGCGGCGCCACCCCAGCCACGGCCGCGUGGCGGUGGCGCAGGUGUCGGUGGGGCUGGGGGUGCCGCUGUCGAUCGCCGUGUUCAAGCUCCUGCCCAUGGGCAGCAGCGGCGGCAUCGUGGCGCUGUACGGCGUGGCUUUCACGAUCUGGGGGCUGAUGAUCAGCUGGGCGGGCGCCGCCUGCACCUCCCCCAUCUUUGCAGAGGUGGUGCCCAGCCAGCUGCGCUCCCUGGUCUACUCAUUCGACCGAGCCUUUGAAGGCGGGACCCGCCCGCUGGCUGCCAGUGCGGUGGCCGCCUGCGGCGCGCCGGUCGUGGGCUGGCUGGCGGAGCGCCUGGGCUUCAACAGCGCGGAGGGCGGCGGCGGGCAGACGGAUGCGCAGCGGGCACAGGCGCUGGGCGACGCCAUUGUCAUCUGCACCGCCGUGCCCUGGGCCCUCUGCUGCCUGCUGUACUCUGGCCUGCACGUCACUUACCCCCGAGACCGCCGCCUGGCGCUGCGCUCGCAGCGCACCCGCUCCGGCUACGCCCCCCCCCUGCCCUCCCUGCCCAUGGCGCCCUCGGCAGAGGUCUGGGAGGCCACGCCCAGCGACUCGCCCACCGCGGCACAAGCCGCGGGCACCGUGGGCCCUCGCGUCAGCUUCAUCGAUGGCCGCCCCGGCGAGUAG